Molecule: messenger RNA, 3828 nt
Organism: Oncorhynchus keta (chum salmon)
Lineage: Eukaryota; Metazoa; Chordata; Actinopteri; Salmoniformes; Salmonidae
Exons: 9
Coding region: 256-2151 (631 amino acids)
Biological process (GO): regulation of transcription by RNA polymerase II
Cellular component (GO): nucleus; aryl hydrocarbon receptor complex
Molecular function (GO): protein dimerization activity; nuclear receptor activity; transcription cis-regulatory region binding
Source: RefSeq, a predicted model, not a curated record
UUGGGAUAAAUUCGCCACCUGAAAUACGAAGAAGAUAACGCCACCCAAUCGGGUCUAUAUAACAUCAACCACAUCCCUGCCAAGAGGACCGCGGACUGAUAGACCAUAUUUCUAGAGAGCUGUGUUGGACCGUAUGCUAUAGUUUAGGUUUUUAUGCAACUUUAUUUACAGAAUAGUAUAAUUGAAAUUCUCUAGACUGUUGAGAACUACUACCGAUUUCAUUUAGACUUGCAUAUUAAUUGGAACAGUCUUUAGAUGAUGAUUCCACCUGGGGACUGUUUAUAUGCGGGAAGGAAGAGAAGGAAGCCCAUCCAAAAACAAAAACAGACAGCGGCCACCCAGAAGACCAAUCCGUCUAAGAGGCACCGUGACCGUUUGAAUACAGAGCUGGACAGGCUGGCCAGUCUCCUACCCUUCACCCUGGAUAUCAUCUCCAAACUGGACAAGCUCUCCGUGCUGCGCCUCGGUGUCAGCUACCUCCGGGUCAAGAGCUUCUUCCAAGCCAUCCAGGAGAAGCCAUGCAGAAAGCACAUCAGGAAGCCGCCUUUGAACCACCAGGAUACCAGGAAAGAGAGCCUGCCCAUUGGAACCCCGGGGACCAGCAUCAGCGUGGUAGAGAGUGACCUCUUACUGGAGUCCUUGACUGGUUUUGCCUUGGUGGUGGGCACAGAUGGGUUGAUAUUCUACGUCUCCACCUCCAUUGUUGACUACCUGGGCUUUCAUCAGACGGAUGUGAUGCAUCAGAAUGUAUUUGAUUAUAUACAUGUGGAGGAGCGGCAGGAGUUCAGAAGACAGCUCCACUGGGCCAUGAACCCCGGGCCCCAGGGGGCCUCCCUGGACCAGCACUCGGCCACAGUAACUGAUGAUGACUUUGUGAUGAGCAGUCUCUUUAACGCCCUGGAGCCUGACGGUGUUCCUCUAGAGCUCACCUCUUUCCUGACUCGCUGUUUCAUCGCCCGGGUCCGCUGCUUAUUGGACAGCACCUCAGGCUUUCUGAGCAUGCAGUUCCAGGGCAGCCUGAAGUUCCUGCAGGGCCAGAAGAAGAAGACAGAGUCCGGGGCACUGCUGCCCCCCCAGCUGGCCCUGUUCUGUGUGGCCGUUCCCCUCAUGAUACCCUCCAUCACAGAGCUGAAGAUGAAGAACAUGACGGCCAGGAGCAAGAACAAGGGCCCCGUCAUCACCACACUGGAUAAGCACAGCAGCACUACCAGAGAACCCUGCCACUACACCCCAUGGACACCCUUCUCCAAAGACGGCACCAGGUACAAGAACGACAGCUACUACACCCAGGAGGAGCCCCUGAACUUCUGCCUAUCCUCCAUGAGUGGUGGGCCCAAACCUCAGAGCAUGGAUCAUCCAUGGGACAUCCGCACAGGGUCCGCCAUGCGAAAGGGCCCCAGCGGCACCUACACACCAGGCAGACAAAGCAAGUACAAUCACCUGGGGAAGACUAGAUCCUACAGGAUGUCUCCAGGAUAUCACGCUAACAGACAGGACGCAUCUCAGAACAAGCUGUACGGAGGCCUCCACAGCCCUGAGGUGGAGAGCUACUGCGAAGAUGGCAUGAAGACAGACAACAGGUACAUGGGCGGCCAUCUUGACUGUUACAAUGGCAUGGUGUUGCCUGAGACGGCCAUAAAAACAGAGCAGGACUCUGACUCAGAAAACGUUUGCAAUAUCUACGGCUUGCCCCAAAAUAGAGCCUGGGUGGGGAACGAAAAGCGCUACAUGGGCUACUCAGAAGAACCACAGGUGAAGUCAGAGGCUGACUACUAUGAACAAUACACCACCUGCCAAAAGAACAAGACCAACAUGAGCCCAAUGCUCAAUGGACACCAUAAAUACUUAUAUACAGUGGGGAACAGGGCUCAGAAGGAUCACAGGAUACCACAUUCAGACUCUCUGUGUAGCAGUCAGGGAGAAAACUGUAUGGACAUCAGUGUAUAUGGCUACAUGGAGCAAGACAACAAACUGAACUACGAGUUCAGGAAUCACCUGGUCCACGCUAUAAAGAGGGAACCCAUGGACUCACCUCCAUGGUCUGACAGUGGCCAUGACAUUAGCCAAAUACCCAUGCAGAGAAAUAUGAUUCCCAACUCGUCAAUGAAUGCUAUUGUAUACAAACCAAACCCAUAUAUCUACAUGCAAUGAGCUCAAGGGACAAUCUUAAAAACCAUCUGGACUCCACCUUGCUUCUUUAUUGUAUUGAUUCUUAAAAUAGCAGGGUGGAUUUAUACUCAACUCAGGUAAUCAACAGUGUUACAAAGCAGAAAGAUAUGGAAGCAAUGGAGAGAUGUUUUAUAUGACACGAAUAUGAUAUGCAGAACCUACUGCAAUUCACAUUUACAUUUGUUUUUUAACACAUUUCAUAACUUCUCGUUUUUAAGCCAAGCCAUGUCACCCAUCAUGUCAAAUUAACUGUAUUUCUAUUCAAUGCAUUUUACAGCAAAUGGAACAGAAAAUACAUGCAUUGAUUAAUUAAAUUGGGGGCUCCUGAGUUGCGCAGCUGUCUAUGGCACUGCAUCGCAGUUCUAGAGGCAUCACUACAGACCCUGGUUCGAUCCCGGGCUGUAUCACAACCGGCUGUGAUUGAGAGUCCCAUAGGGUGGCGCACAAUUGUCACAGCGUAAUCCGGGUUAGGGGAGGGUUUGGCCGGGAUAGGCUGUCAUUGUAAAUAAGAAUUAGUUCUUAACUGACUUGCCUAGUUAAACAAAGGAUUAUAAAUAAAAAAUGUAAUGUAGUUUAUUUUUGAUUGAUUAUUCAGAUGAACAUAAAAAUCUUACUAAUUUCUUUGCAUUGAUUUAUAAUGUGAUUGAUGCUUCAAUGUCCAUUGAGUCAUGAACCUUUAUGAAUGAGGUACUGUAUCUUCAUUGUUUUUAUUCAUGACAGGUUGAAUUAAUGUAUUAUUUUAACAGUGAGUUUGUCAUUUUUGUCUCAUAAAACAUUGUUACAAAUGUAAAUUAAACAAAGCUUCACCUAACAGCCAUUUACAAACAUUAGUGUCUAAGAUGGUCUCUGAGCAUAAUAAUGUAAAAAUGUAUUACACAGAAAUACUGUUAAUUUAAGUUUCUGGUCCAAUGUAACAUUAUCUGUCAAUGUUUGUAAAAUUGUAGUACAUUCAAAAGAAAUGUUAGAAACUGUAUAACUCUGUUUUAUGAAUUCAAUGUGUUAUUAUACUUUGAAAAUCAAAAAAUAUUUGAAACUAUGACAUGUCCCAUUAUGUAUUCCAUAGCUGCAUGCAGCAGUCUCUACGGCAUUCUUUUAUGCCGUUAGUUUUUUAAAAGAAAGCUUUCCGAGCUCUUUCGCUUGCAUUUGUCUUUAUUUAAAACUAUUAUGCAAAUGUAAAUCAUGUAAUUCCAGACUUUUUUUUAACAACUGUUGGUAAUGCUUUUUAUUGUGUAUUUAUUGUAAGUACUUUACACUGAACAGGAGAGAAACAAAAGGUUUAUCGUAAUAUAUUGAACCAAUAAAUAAAUAGAACAACCUGCGUGUUGCACUGUAGGCACAUUUUACAGAAAGGAUUACAGGCAUACAAGUUUCAGAUAUCAAUUGAAUUCAAUAGGCAUCUAACAUGUUUUGUUAUUUAGCACAAUAAAAUCAUAAAACAAGUGCAGAUUAUUAUCUUAUUUAUUUGAACACUGAAAAUAUUAAUAAAAUGCUGGAUACAGAUCUCCAUACAAAAAGAAAGCUAUGAUAUUUAUGAAGAUUUAUUUUUCAAAUAAACACUACAUUUAGCGCUCAGGACAGUUGGGGAAUUAAAACCAAAUUGUUACGUUCCUACACAUUUUAGCCAAAGACGUUACAGUAUGAAGAUUGGCUAAAACUGCU